CGCUUUUGUCCGCAGCGCCAGCGGCGGCCAUGUCGACGAAUCCGUUCAUGGUCGCAGUUGAGCUCCACUUCCCACAGCUUCUCCAGCAAGUCCGCGAACUAACUCGCCAUAAUGGAGACGCUCCAUCAUCUACCAUCAAGUUUCUCGUGUGUGUGCCGCAAAGCUUGUCCUUGUUGACAGGCAUGGUGACGAUUGCUGAUGUGGCGACGCAUGUGUUGGUUGCCGACGCCACCGUUGGCAUGUACCAAACCCUGGACGGGAGACGAGUUGCAAUAGUGGGCAGCUCCAUCGUAACGAAAGAAGGUUUUGAUGGUGUUCCCGCUCGCUCCGUUCGCAUCGUCAUGACAGACACGUUCGCCCAUGCGUCCAUAGGUCCACCCGACUCGUAUCAGGUACUCCGACUCCAACGAAUCUGUAACGCAGUGUGGAUUCAGUGCCUGCUCCUCCACAUCAAUCGACCAUUCGUGGGCGGCGUUGCCGUCCCGGAGGACAUGGGAGAAAUGGACUGCGCGACCUUUCGACGGUACCUUGCCAUGAUUCGGGCGUACCCCGAGUCGGCCGCUGUCUUUUCAUCGCUCGACGUGUUUGUCCAUGACGUGUUCGAGCCCACCACAUCCGCGUCCAAGAAACGUCCUCAACACUACUUAACGCCCCGACGACUGCGCCAUGUAUGGACAAAAUGCGUCGACCUUCUGGACGACACAGGCACGCUGGACACUCCGCUCUUGGCGCCAACCCAUGUUCAGCAUCGGCACCUGCAGCUCGCCCAGGCCGUGGAAUCGUACUUGAUGGAGCAAGUUCACGACGUUGUCUUCGCCGCUGUCGUUUUCAGAUGUCGAAAGCAAGAUGAUGCGGUGAGGCAUACGUGGCGACUCCUGGAGCACGCAACUCCGCGCGAUUUCAACAUUGCCCGCGAAUUCCAAUGUGAACAGCGCCAAGCGAUUGACUUGAUUGCCAACACGCACGUGGAAUGCCACUCGCCGCUGGCCAUGCUCAUGCAGCUGAAACGGGCCCUGACGGCACUGAACGACGCGAUCAGCCGACACCUCGUCCGCCAUCGCACGAACACCCCUCGCGACGCAAGUAUCGCACAGUACUUGAGCACGGACGACGUUCUCGACCAGCUAUUGUUCGUUCUCGUCCAAGUUUCCAAGCAGUGCCCUGCAUUCCCACUCGCCGCGAUCGUAACGUACAUUCAAGAGUACCAUUUUGUAAACUCGUCCGUGUCAGCGUUGGGGUUUGCGCUGGCCAACUUUCAAGUCGCGCUGGAGUGGUUCACGUCGCACUCGGACGAUGAUGUUCCGCCUCCACGCCCCGUCGUAGUCGAGCCCGUGCCGCCACUGGCGGCAGUCACUACUUCGUUGGCAACAGCGGCGACUUGCACGACGUUGCGCGUCAUGGGUUCAGCGCCGUUUGCCGGUCAAAUCAUUCGAGACACUGUCCGCAACAUCUCGUGCGGCCCUCGUUGGUUUGCGAUCGUUUCAGAUGCAGGUGACGUCUCGACGUGGGGAGAUGCUUCGGGCGGACGAUUGGGUGUGACGCUUCUGACCACGACUCGUCUGGACGUUCCGACGGCAAUUCCUCAGCUGCAACAUGUUGUUCAAGUGUCGUGUGGUGGAUGGCAUGUCUUGGCGUGCGACUUGAAUGGGCAUGUUUAUUCCUGGGGGUCGAAUGUCAACGGUCAGUUGGGGCUUGAAUGCCCCAAUGUAUCGAUGGUACCGACGCCGACGUUAGUUGAAGGUGCGCUCCCACAUUCGUUGUUCAAAAGGGUCGAAGGAUGCAUGCGUGGCAAUGGUAGAUCUGGUUGGAACGUACAUCAGCGCCGUGGCGAGUGGCGAUGGCCAUUCGCUGGCCCUGACAUCGUCGGGGCAAGUUUAUUCGUGGGGAAGCAACCGAUUUGACCAGCUCGGUCGGGAUCUCCAACAAGGAUGGACUUUUCAGGUUCGAACAAUGCGUCCACCUCGUCCAUCAUGGCUCAUAUUCGUUGGUAUGCCAGGUUGGACGUGUGGACCACGAUUGGGGCGGUCGCAACCUGCGAUUUGAGCGGCGGUGUGGCACAGCUUGCUCUGACGUACGGGUUUCGUGAGUGUCGGUGUAGGUUUUUUUGAGCUGUGUACUUGUCAUAGAUGGUCGACCAAGUUGCGCCAGGUGCCGCGAUGCGCAUCGCGGCAGGAAGUUUCCAUUCUGCUGUGAUUACACGGGACGGGGCGCUGUUCAUGUGGGGCUGCGGGCACAGCGGUCAACUGGGUCUGGGGUCGUUUAUGGAUGCCUCCGUCCCAACUCAGGCACGAAUUGGUUCUCCGUCCCUGUCAGCUGCAACUUGUGAACUCGACGGGCGCUUGCUGCAUCAUUAGGUGCUGCAACUGGCUCACGACGAGGUGUCCGUGGCCCACGUCGGGUGUGGCGCCAAGUACUCUUGCGUGCUGCUCGCGUCUGGCCAUGCGCUCAUUGCUGGACAACUCGUGGAUCAUGAUCGCGUCGUUCUGUCGUCGACUUGGUUUGUCAAGGUCCCGACCCCCGACGACGUCGACGAUGCAGCGUUCGCUUCGCACUUUGUGUCGAUUUCGUGCGGUCCGGCCCAUUGCGCCUUUGUGAAUGUGCGUGGAAAUGUUCUGGUACGACACGUCGUUGUGCUGACCAUCGGGGGGCACUUCAUUGUUUGCACGGAUUAGAUGUGGGGCACGAACGCACAAGGUCAGAUUCUGCCACAGGACGGCACGGUCGACGUGGUGCAUCCACCACGAUGGCUGGCGUCGCGAGUCGCCCACGUCACGUGCGGGGAGUCCCACACCAUGUUGGCGAUCGUCGAAUAGCAACACGACCGGAUUCCAUGGCUCUUGGCCGACAGCUCCGAUCGGGUAACCGAGUAAUGAGACUACAGGCACGAUCGCAUUGCAGCACAUAUUCAUGCCCGAGUGGAUCGCCGCCGCCCGCGCGGUCCACAAUGGAUUCACACAUCAUAUCUUGGGCUGUUUCAAAGUC
Messenger RNA from Aphanomyces invadans, 2982 nucleotides. RefSeq lists its product as hypothetical. Gene Ontology annotation, cellular component: plasma membrane; early endosome; tubular endosome. The transcript has 10 exons. Bases 30 to 1901 code for a protein of 623 amino acids. Gene Ontology annotation, molecular function: guanyl-nucleotide exchange factor activity; SNARE binding. NCBI's taxonomy places the organism in Eukaryota, Oomycota, Saprolegniomycetes, Saprolegniales, Verrucalvaceae. Gene Ontology annotation, biological process: early endosome to late endosome transport. The record is from RefSeq and is a predicted model, not a curated record.